CUUUUAUCCUCUGGAGGCCCAACUCUUGCACACAGACACACACUCGCACCUGUUAUCGACUACACAUUCCUUACGCAGUCGGAACCCUAAUCUCUCUUCACCAUCAAUGGCGGCCGUCGGUUACGACUACGAAGAUGGAUUACAGUCCUCCGUCGAUGGUGGCAUACCCUACGACCCUUCCUUCGUUCCGGACCCCGUAAAAUCAUUCGUCGUUCACCUCUACCGUCAUAUCCGGGAGAAAAAUGUCUAUGAGAUCCACCAGAUGUACGAAACAUCAUUCCAUACGCUAAGCGACCGUAUGUUCAAGGAUACUCCUUGGCCUUCCGUUGAAGCCGUUGCUCAGUACGUGGAUAACGACCAUGUGUUCUGCUUGCUAUACCGCGAGAUGUGGUAUCGCCACCUUUAUGCUAGGUUAUCCCCGACUCUCAAGCAGAGGAUUGAUUCUUGGGAUAAUUACUGCAGUCUCUUUCAGGUGGUGUUGCAUGGCGUUGUGAAUAUGCAGUUGCCCAACCAGUGGUUGUGGGACAUGGUGGAUGAGUUCGUGUAUCAGUUUCAGUCGUUCUGUCAGUAUCGGGCUAAAAUGAAAAACAAAACUGAGCAGGAAAUUGCUCUAUUAAGGCAACAUGAUCAGGCCUGGAAUGUGUAUGGCGUUCUUAACUUUUUGCAAGCAUUGAUGGAGAAGUCUUCGAUCAUUCAGAUUCUAGAGCAGGAAAAAGAAGGCCUUGAACAGUUCACAGCCACAGAUGGAUAUGAUUAUAGUGGUGGAAGUAAUGUCUUGAAGGUCUUGGGUUACUUCAGCAUGGUUGGUUUGCUAAGAGUCCAUUGUUUAUUGGGAGAUUAUCAAACUGGCCUGAAGUGCUUACUUCCUAUUGACAUAAGUCAACAAGGAGUUUACACCAGUGUUAUUGGCAGUCACAUCACUACCAUCUAUCAUUAUGGGUUUGCCAAUCUUAUGUUGCGGAGGUAUGUAGAGGCCAUUCGCGAGUUCAACAAAAUUCUUUUGUACAUUUACAAGACUAAACAGUAUCACCAGAAAUCGCCACAGUAUGAGCAAAUACUAAAGAAGAAUGAACAGAUGUAUGCUCUGCUAACAAUCUGCCUAUCUCUUUGUCCCCAAGUGAAACUUGUUGAUGAAACUGUGAACUCUCAACUAAGGGAGAAAUAUGGUGAAAAAAUGUUGAGAAUGCAACGAUAUGACGAUGAAUCAUUUGCGCUUUAUGAUGAGCUUUUCUCAUAUGCAUGCCCCAAAUUUAUCACACCUUCUGCACCUAGCUAUGAAGAGCCACUUGUAAACUAUAACCAGGAUGCAUAUAGGCUUCAGUUAAAGCUUUUCCUUUACGAGGUAAAGCAGCAGCAACAACUGUCAGUUGUGAGGACCUUCUUGAAAGUUUAUUCAACUAUUUCUCUUGAGAAGCUUGCAACGUACAUGGAAGUGGAUGAAUCCACUUUAAGGACAAUCUUGAUGACAUACAAGCACAAAACACAUUCUGUUGGCGCUGAUGGAAAAACCAUAUCUAAUGCUGAUAUCGAUUUCUACAUUGAUGAUGACUUAAUUCGUGUGGUUGAAUCCAAGACACCCAAACAAUAUGGCGAUUACUUUUUGCGUCAAAUUGUUAAGCUUGAAGCAGUGAUUGGUGAUAUGGACAGAAUAAAGCUGGAAUGAGACACUGUUCCUCUCCUUGAGCAUAUUUUGUUUUCAACAUUCGGGUUCAUUUUUUAAUGUUAGUAGGUAAUAUUGCGUGUGAUGGAUAUUGUUUUGAUAGGAAGAAGGGGGCCAAAAAUAGUAGUAGUUAUUGAAAUGUGAUUGUCUCUUUUGGCUGCCUACGCCUAGAAUGGAUCUUGUAUGCGAACAUUUAUAUUAUAUGUAGCCUCUUUGUUUUUUCUCA
Cynara cardunculus var. scolymus (artichoke) is the source of this 1886-nucleotide messenger RNA. Its product is annotated as eukaryotic translation initiation factor 3 subunit L-like. Bases 107 to 1663 code for a protein of 518 amino acids. Gene Ontology annotation, molecular function: translation initiation factor activity. Gene Ontology annotation, biological process: translational initiation. The transcript has 8 exons. NCBI's taxonomy places the organism in Eukaryota, Viridiplantae, Streptophyta, Magnoliopsida, Asterales, Asteraceae. Gene Ontology annotation, cellular component: cytoplasm; eukaryotic translation initiation factor 3 complex. The record is from RefSeq and is a predicted model, not a curated record.